AUGGCCAGCCGGGGUGGGGGCCGGGGUUGUGGCCGGGGCCAGUUGACCUUCAACGUGGAGGCUGUGGGCAUUGGGAAGGGGGAUGCUUUGCCCCCACCCACCCUGCAGCCUUCUCCACUCUUCCCUCCCUUGGAGUUCCGCCCAGUGCCUCUGCCCUCUGGAGAGGAAGGGGAAUAUGUCCUGGCCCUGAAGCAGGAGCUUCGAGGGGCCAUGCGGCAGCUCCCCUACUUCAUCCGGCCUGCUGUCCCCAAGAGAGAUGUGGAGCGUUACUCAGACAAAUAUCAGAUGUCAGGGCCGAUUGACAAUGCCAUCGAUUGGAACCCUGAUUGGCGACGUCUGCCCCGGGAGCUAAAGAUCCGUGUGCGGAAGCUACAGAAGGAACGGACCACCAUUAUACUCCCCAAGAGACCCCUUAAGACCACAGAAGAUAAGGAGGAAACAAUACAGAAACUAGAGACUCUGGAGAAGAAGGAGGAAGAAGUGACUUCAGAGGAAGAUGAGGAGAAAGAAGAAGAAGAAGAGAAGGAAGAGGAAGAAGAAGAGGAGUAUGAUGAAGAAGAACAUGAAGAGGAAACUGAUUACAUCAUGUCAUAUUUUGACAAUGGGGAGGACUUUGGGGGUGACAGUGAUGACAAUAUGGAUGAGGCUAUAUACUGA
Rangifer tarandus platyrhynchus (Svalbard reindeer) is the source of this 657-nucleotide messenger RNA. Lineage: Eukaryota; Metazoa; Chordata; Mammalia; Artiodactyla; Cervidae. The record is from the annotation of a GenBank genome assembly.